Messenger RNA from Spodoptera exigua (beet armyworm), 1032 nucleotides. The record is from the annotation of a GenBank genome assembly. Lineage: Eukaryota; Metazoa; Arthropoda; Insecta; Lepidoptera; Noctuidae.
GCAUUGCAUUUGAAAAGCACGUGUUUAUCGUUUUGGUUCACAUAGUAAAGAAAUAAUUUACGAAAUGGGUGUAAUACAGAGAGUAAAGAAACCCACGACAAGAAAGGGUAAAAAAGUCUUGCAAUCGAAGGAGCCUAAGCCCAUUGAAGGGCCCAAACAAGCCUUGUUUCUUCAGGGUCGCAAUCCUUCUGAGCGCACACGUAAACUUUUAAAGGAUAUUUAUGAUUUGAAGAAGCCAGAUGCGGCUUAUCUUAGCCGAAAAAAUGAUUUCGUGCCGUUUGAAGAUGCGACACUCAUUGAGAAAUUAUGCUACAAGAAAGAAGCUGCAUUAUUUGGGGUGGGUUCCCACUCCAAGAAGAGGCCCCACAACAUAGUACUAGGCCGUACAUUUGACUAUGGUAUUUUGGAUAUGAUAGAGCUGGGCGCAGACAAUUACAAAGCAAUGUCAGAGUUUCACAACAUGAAGGUUCUAGCUGGUAUUAAACCUUGUUUGGUAUUUAAUGGACCGGCUUGGGAUCUGAACCAGGAUUUGAAGAGAUUGAAAUCAUUAUUCACUGAUUUCUUUUGCAGAGAAAAGGUAGAAUCAAUAAGACUGCAAGGAUUGGAGCAUGUUAUUAGUUUCACUGCCACAGAUGAUGGUAACAUAUACUUCAGAUCAUACAGAGUACAGCUCAAAAAAAGUGGACAGAGGACACCAAGAAUCGAGCUUGAAGAAAUAGGACCUUCAAUAGAUUUCAAACUCAGGAGAACCAGAUUAGCAGCAGAUGAUCUUUUCAAGGAAGCAUGCAAGGUACCGAGAGAACUCAAACCCAUCACAAAGAAGAACAUUUCCCGAGAUGCUUUUGGUUCCAAGUUGGGUCGCGUGCACAUGGGCAAGCAAGACAUACAGAAACUCCAGACUCGCAAGAUGAAGGGUUUGAAGAAAACGCCGGAAGAAAAGAAACAGAUGUUGAUGAAACGGAAGCAAGAAAGGAAAGCUGCCAGACAAGCUCAGAAUGUGUCUGCAGAAUAAAUAUACUGUUAUUGUCUAUA